CACAGGUUGGGGACAUCAGAAAAGGGACAGUGGGACAAGGUAGGGGACUUGGAAGUGCGUGGUGGGAUAGCUUGGGGACAUCGGGGACGUGGGAUGCUUGAGGAGAUGGGGACGGGUUGGGGACGUCGCGGAGGGGAUCUGGGAUGGGUCGGGGACAUCAGAGGGAUUGGGGACAUGGCGGAGGGGACAGUGGGACAGGUUGGGGAUGUCAUGGAGGGGGUGGGGACGUGGGACUAGCGUGUGAGGACAAGUUGGGGACAUCACAGAGGGGAUGUGGGACGUGUUGGUGACAGGAGGUGGACAUCAAGGGGUUGGGGACAUCAGAGUGGUGACAAGUCGGGAACAUCAAGGAAGGGUUGGGGACCAGGGGACGUUGGGGACGUGGGGAUGGAUCUGGGACAUGGGGGAUGUUGGCGAGAGGACGUGGGGUGCCCGGGGGACCAGGAUGUCCUGGGGACAUCAGAGAAGGGACCCUUCACCUUGGGGACACGGGAGUCACAGCUGGCCGGAUGUCCCCAUCCCCAGGGAGCUGCGCUGAGGUGGAGCAGGGACAGGGACACGCUGGGAGGGGAGGGGGACGUCGGGAGGGGCUGGGGACGCGUGACGCAAGUGGUGACACCGUGUCCCUGGUGGUCACCGCGUCCCCUCGCUGUGUCCCCGCAGUCCCUGUCCUUGCGCCUGCCCCGUGUCCCCCCCCGCCAUGUCUGACCCGUGCCACCACGGUCCUGUGCUUGCCCCGUGUCCCCAUCCCCAUGUCCCUGUCCCCCUUGUCCCCACGUCAUGGUGUCCCUGCGGGCGGUGGAGUCCCCAUGGAUGACUGUCCCCAUGCAUCGUGGUGUCCCCACGGGUGCUGGUGUCCCUGUGGGUCAUGGUGUCCCCAGGGAUGACUGUCCCCACAUGUCAUGGUGUCCCCAUGGGUGCUGGUGUCCCCAGGGAUGACUGUCCCCAUGCAUCAUGGUGUCCCCAUGGGUCAUGGUGUCCCCAGGGAUGACUGUCCCCAUGGGUGAUGAUGUCCCCAUAGGUGGUGGUGUCCGCAUGGAUGACUGUCCCCAUGGGUCACAGUGUCCCCAUGGGUCACGGUGUCCCCAUGGGUCACGGUGUCCCCAUGGAUGACUGUCCCCACGUGUCACGGUGUCCCCACGUGUCAUGAUGUCCCCAUGGGUGCUGGUGUCCCCAGGGAUGACUGUCCCCAUGCGUCAUGGUGUCCCCAUGGGUCAUGGUGUCCCCAUGGAUGACUGUCCCCACAUGUCAUGGUGUCCCCACGGGUACUCGUGUCCCCAUGGAUGACUGUGCCCACGUGUCGUGGUGUCCCCGCGGGUGGUGGUGUCCCCGCGAGUGACGAUGUUCCCCACGCCCUGGUGCCCAGCGGCGCCCCUGUGUCUGACGGCGUCCCCCGCGGGUGACGGUGUCCCCGCGUCCCAGGAUGCCGUUCGGGGCGGUGCUGGCGCAGGUCGGGGGGCUGGGACGUUUCCAGGUGCUGCAGACGGCGCUGCUGGCGGUGCCCAUCCUGCUCAUGGCCAGCCACAACCUGCUGCAGAACUUCACCGCCGCCGUCCCCCCCCACCGCUGCCGCGUCCCCGGCGGCGUCCCCCGUCCCGGUGCCACCCUAGGGCCACCCGGAGCCACCCCUGAUGGCACCUCGGCGGCUUCCGGUGGCACCUCGGCGGCCUCCGAUGGCACCUCGAGGUCCUCCGACGCCAUCCCGAGGUCUCCUGACGUCACCUUGGGGUCCCCCGACGGCACCGCCGUCCCCGGUGCCGCCCGCGUCACCCUCGAUGGCGCACCGGGGUCCCCCGACGGCAGCGGCGUCCAGCCCGAUGCCACCCUGUGGUCCUCUAACGGCACCCUGGGGCCCACUGGUGCCACCCUGGGGCCCACUGGUGCCACCCCGGGGUGGUCCAACGGCACCCUGGGGCCCCCCGAUGCCGCCCUGGGGUCCUGCCGGCGCUACGUGGCCUCGUCCCUCGCCAACGACAGCACCGGCCCCCGGCCCACCGAGCCUUGCCGUGACGGUUGGGACUACGACCGCAGCAUCUACGUGGCCACCAUCGUCACCGAGUGGGACCUUGUCUGCAGCUACCGGCAGCUUCGGCAGAUGGCCCAGUCCAUCUACAUGGCUGGGGUCCUGGUGGGCGCCCUGGUCCUGGGGGGCCUCUCGGACAGGUUUGGGCGUAAGGCCAUGUUGAUGUGGUCCUACCUGCAGUUGGGGGUGAUGGGGACGUGCACGGCCUUCGCCCCCAACUACGCGUCCUACUGCGUCUUCCGCUUCGCCGGUGGCAUGGCCCUCUCUGGCUUCGGCCUCAGCAUCGCCUGCCUCGUGGUGGAGUGGAUCCCCACGCCCUACCGCGCCAUCACCGUGGCCAUCACCGGCUUCGCCUACACCUUGGGCCAGAUUCUGCUGGCUGGCGUGGCCUACGCUGUCCCCCACUGGCGCUGGCUCCAGCUCGCCGUCUCCCUGCCCUUCUUCAUCUUCCUCCUCUACUCCUGGUGGUUGGCUGAGUCUGCCCGUUGGCUGGUGCUCUCGGGGAAGGCCGAGAGGGCUGUGAAGGUCCUGCAGCGAGUGGCCAGGAUUAACAAGAGAAAGGAGGAAGGGGAGAAGAUCACGGUCGAGAUCCUGAAGUCCAACAUGAAGGAGGAGUUGGCUGGUCUGAAGUCCUCCUACACCAUCUCCGACCUGGUCCGGACCCCAGUCAUCCGCCACAUCUUCUUCUGCCUCUCCAUCGUCUGGUUCUCCAUCAGUUUCUCCUACUACGGGCUGGCCAUGGAUCUGCAAAACUUUGGUGUCAGCAUUUACCUCAUCCAGGUGAUUUUCGGCGCCGUUGACUUCCCGGCCAAAGUGGUGGUGACUGUCUCCCUGAGCUACAUUGGCCGGCGGGUGUCACUCAUGGUGGCCCUCUUCUUGGCGGGGCUGGUCAUCAUUGCCAACAUCUUUGUCUCCACAGAGCUGCAGACGGUGCGCACGGCGCUGGCCGUCAUCGGCAAGGGUUGCCUCUCCGCCUCCUUCAACUGCGUCUUCCUCUACACCACCGAGCUCUACCCCACUCCCAUCAGGCAGACCGGGCUGGGCUUUGGCAGCACCAUGGCCCGAGUGGGUGGCAUCGUGGCACCGCUGGUGAAGAUGAUGGAUGAGUACUACCCCUUCUUGCCCCCUGCGGUCUAUGGGGUGGCCCCGGUGGUGGCAGCCGUGGCGGCCGGGUUCCUCCCAGAGACCCUCAACACGCCACUGCCCGACACCAUCGAGGAGGUGGAGAGCAGGGCCAAGCGGAAGAAGACGGAUGACCCCAAAGAGAAGAUCCCCCUCCAGCCCCAGGACAAGGCUCCACAGAAGGAGGCCUGAAGGACCACGGCGGGCUGUGGGGGGACAGCACCCUAUGCCCGGCCACCAGCAACCACCCUUCCCCACGGGUCCCCACAGCCUUGUUUUGGGGACGGGUACAAAUUCGCUUCCUGCCCCACGGCUGGUGACCUCCCUGUGUGGGGCAGGGGACGUCCUUGGAGGAAUAAAGCAGCUCUGGUGGGGA
Messenger RNA from Aquila chrysaetos chrysaetos, 3521 nucleotides. RefSeq names its product solute carrier family 22 member 6-A-like. The record is from RefSeq and is a predicted model, not a curated record. The transcript has 10 exons. Gene Ontology annotation, cellular component: membrane. Bases 1424 to 3337 code for a protein of 637 amino acids. NCBI's taxonomy places the organism in Eukaryota, Metazoa, Chordata, Aves, Accipitriformes, Accipitridae. Gene Ontology annotation, biological process: transmembrane transport. Gene Ontology annotation, molecular function: transmembrane transporter activity.